This is a messenger RNA of Musca domestica (house fly), 562 nucleotides long. Its product is annotated as histidine-rich glycoprotein. The coding region runs from base 125 to 562 and encodes 145 amino acids. The transcript has 3 exons. Lineage: Eukaryota; Metazoa; Arthropoda; Insecta; Diptera; Muscidae. The record is from RefSeq and is a predicted model, not a curated record.
CCCAUUUUUUGGGUUUGAAACUCACUUUUAAUAUAAAUAAGUGCAGCAGUAUUCCAAUUAAAUCAGUUCACUCUGAAACAUUCAGAAUAGAUUAACAAUAUCAAAAAGGAUUCUAAUAAUCAAAAUGUUCAAAUACAUUUUCGUAUUAUGCUUUGUAGUUGCCAUGGUGGCUGCUCAUCCCCACAAGAAGGAGGAGCAUGGCCACGAACAUGGUCAUGAUGACCAUAAGGGACAUGGUCAUGAUGAUCACAAGAAACAUGAUGAUCAUCAUCAUGACGAUCAUAAGGGCCAUGAUGAUCAUAAGAAACAUGAUGACCACAAAGGACAUGGCCAUGAUGACCAUAAGGGACAUGAUGACCACAAGAAACAUGAUGAUCACCAUCAUGACGAUCAUAAGAAACAUGAUGAUCAUAAGGGCCAUGAUGACCAUAAGGGUCAUGGUCAUGACGAACAUGGUCACGAUGAUCACAAGGGACAUGGCCACGAUGAUCACAAAGGUCAUGAUGAUCAUAAGAAACACGAUGACCACAAAGGACAUGGCCAUGAUGACCACAAGCAUUAA